AUGGCAGAUCUUUUUAUGCAAAAAUACUUCCAUCUGGAAAAGACAGCUAAGCUAAAGAACCGUAUCAUGACAUUCAAACAGGACGAAGGAGAAUCGCUACAUGCAGCUUGGGAGAGGUUCAAAGAUCUUCUAAUCGAUGUACCACAUCAUGGGUUGUCCAAAAGACAACUUGUGUUGAAGUUCUACCAAGGACUUAACUACGACUCACAAGAACGCAUAGACGUAUAUGACGGAGGCGAUCUUGGAACGAAAACACCAACGGAAGCCUAUGCAAUUAUAGAGAAAGCUACCUUAGAGUCGACUUCUCGUCACAGUGGAGUACGAAGUAAAGCAUUAUCUAUUCCUGUAGUUCAUCAAGUGGAUACAUAUACGGCUCCUACAACGCAGAUCGGAGCUUUGGCUGCAAGGUUUGAUCAAGCUCAGAACGUUUCAAAGAUACAAUCAUCAUGUGAGCAGUGUGGAGUGUCACACGAGCCAGGUACUUGUGAGCAGGGUGUUAUGUUUACCGGCCACGAGGAGGUGGACUAUCUGGGCAAUCAAAUCAGGCCCCAAAAUAACCUUUACAGCAACACGUACAAUCCGGGGUGGAAGAAUCAUCAAAACUUCGGGUGGAAAUCUAAUUCUGGGAACCAAAACCCACUCGGAUAUGCCAAGCGUGCUCCCGCGCCACAGCAGCCCCAGGGACAGCCUUACCAAUCUCGGGGUCCGUCCUUCCAGCCAAAUUACCAUCAUCAAGGCUCCGGGAGCAGUUCCCAGCCUCACGCCUCUCAGAAUAACUCUAAGCUAGAGGAGAUGAUGGCACAGCUGUUAGGAAACUUCAAUUGUGCUAAUCAGAUAGCUGAGAGCCGCUACCAACAACAUGAGGAACGAUUUAUGGCCCAAGAAGGGGAGAUGCGGGGUCAGAAAGCUUCUAUACAGACCAUUGAGAAUCAGGUGGGACAGUUGGCUAAAAUGUUGUCAAAGACACCCCCGGGUGGUCUUCCAGGAAACACAGAGCCGAAUCCAAAAGGGCGUGUCAAUGCCCCACACGUUUAA
Molecule: messenger RNA, 1035 nt
Organism: Helianthus annuus (common sunflower)
Lineage: Eukaryota; Viridiplantae; Streptophyta; Magnoliopsida; Asterales; Asteraceae
Exons: 1
Coding region: 1-1035 (344 amino acids)
Source: RefSeq, a predicted model, not a curated record